Messenger RNA from Alligator sinensis (Chinese alligator), 1711 nucleotides. RefSeq names its product complement factor H-like. The annotation marks the transcript as partial. The transcript has 9 exons. Lineage: Eukaryota; Metazoa; Chordata; Crocodylia; Alligatoridae. The record is from RefSeq and is a predicted model, not a curated record.
AUGUAUGUCAAAUUGUGGCAAGCGUUUAUAUAUAAUCUCUUCAUUGCAGAGAAAGUAAGAUUUUGUGAGGAACCACAGGCCGUUCUCAAUGCCAGUAUCAUCAGUGAAAUUCAGGAGCUAUAUGAGCAUGGUACCAUAAUGGAAUACCAAUGUAACCUCAGAUUUAAAAUGAUUGGAUCAAGCAAAAUAGAAUGCAUUGAUGGAAAAUGGUCUCCUUCACCUUCUUGCACUGAGGAGGUAAAAAUCUGUGGACCACCACCUGUUAUUCCUAAUGGGUCUUCUCUCCAUACAGACCAGACUGAGUAUUUUCAUGGGGAUUCAGUGGCAUAUGGAUGUGAAACGAACUUUGAAAUCUGGGGCACUAGGGAAGCAAAAUGUCUUAGUGGAGAAUGGACCCCUUUACCUUUAUGUGCUGAUAAAUCUGCUCAAUGUGCAGUUCCAAGUAGUUCUGAGGCUAUCUACCUUACGCCAUAUAAACCCAGCUCAGCAGAAAAGAUUAACUUUGGCACAGUUCUAAAAUAUAGGUGCAAAACGGAUGUCAAAAACCCUAAGGAAUCCACUUGUGUGUCUGGCAAAUGGUUACCCGAAAUUGAAUGCAAACCUAAAGAGAUUAAAAAGCAAUGCCCACCUCCACCUCAGGUCCCAGGUGCAUUGAAGGUAACAGAGAUGAGAAACUAUGAGAGUGGUGAAGAAAUAGCUUUCCAGUGUUUGGAAAAUUUUGAAGCUUCUCCUAGCAUGGACAAAAUCUUAUGUGAAGAUGGGAAAUGGCAGUCACCACCACGCUGUGUUGAAAUAAAUGCAUGUGGGCUACCACCCCCCCUGGAAAAUGGUAAGCUCAAACAAGAGCAUCAGAAUCUAGGCGUGGAGCAAUCAGGACCAGUAACUUAUCCAAAUGGCACUGUAUUAGAGUAUACUUGUCACACUGGCUUUGUGUUAAAAGGAAGAUCAAAGAUUACUUGUAGUAUGGGAACAUGGACUGAAGGCCCAACUUGUGAUGAAGUGCCAUGUGGAAAAGUUCCAAGUGUUCGUCAUAGUCUCCCAAGACCCGGAACAAAGAAUUAUUAUAAGACUGGUGAAACAGUACGUUAUGAAUGCAAACAAGGUUUUAGUAUUCGUGGAGAACAGAACAUCAUAUGUCAGGCAGGAAACUGGACUAAGCCACCUACAUGUGAAGAUGUAACAUGUGGACCUCCACCUCAAGUCGCCAAUGCUGAUUUUGUAAGCAGUAGACCUCAGAGGUUUGCACCAGGAGCCAAAGUACAGUACAGAUGUCACUCAAAUUUUCAGCUUGUAGGAUCAAAUGAGGUCACUUGUGAAAACAGACAAUGGUCACAAGCACCAAUAUGCCAAGAUGUAAGAUGCGGACCUCCACCUGAAGUUGUCAAUGCGGAUAUUAUACCUACUGACAAUGAAAUGUUUCCGCCAGGAACCAGAGUGCAGUAUAAAUGUCACAGAGGCUUCCGGAGUGUGGGAUUAAGUCAGGUCAUUUGUGAAAACAGAGUGUGGUCACAACCGCCAACUUGCCAAGAUGCGACAUGUGGCUCUCCACCUGCUAUUGUUGAUGGCUGGAUUGCAGAUACAAAGAGGGAACGGUAUUUUCCUGAAGAGAUCAUUCGUUAUCGGUGCCAGCCAGGUCAGACCCUAACCGGACCUGCAAGAAUAGUAUGUAAGGAAGGAAACUGGUCACCACGAGGAACACCAGAAUGCAACG